GCCGCGGAUCGCUCACGAAAUCGGGAUACUUUUACUUGAGAAAAUCGUCGGUGAACAUUUCCUGGAAAAAAAAGUUCGUAGUUUUUCACCCCUGAUACGAAAGUCUUUUUUUUUUCGGUUGUAAUUUUCAAUUUGAAAAAAUUGUGCUUAUGUAAAUAAGGCACUGUUACAUAAAGAUUUUUUUUUGAAAAUGUGCGUCACUUAGUGAACUUUAUAUUUAAAAAGUGUAUUUUGUGAAGCGAAUUGUUCAAGAAACUCAGUCACAUCAUCAAAUUCCUCCUAGGACAAUUCCGAAAAUGUUCUCAUCAAUUUUAACCGCUUACCUAGUGGUAAGUUUAUACCUACUGACUCAAAUUAACGCAGCCCCCUCGACAAACCUAAAAAACAUGUUACACUCGAAACAAGAAUUCGAAAAAGCCUUGGACAACUUCCUCAACGACUAUUACGAGGAAAUUUUAGAGCAGAGUCGUUCGAAAAAAUCCAAACAAUCCGAUGACGAUGAAGCAGUUGAGAAGAAAUCUGAAGACAGCGUGGACGUUUACGAUCAGAUGCAAGGAGAUCAAGCUGUGAGUGAUGAAAGCGUUGUCCUGAACUAUAAUGGUAGUAACAGGAAUAUGAGCGAUGAUGUUAUCAAGACUAGGGAUAGAUAUAAACGUGAGGUCGAUGGAAGAUUACGAAAGGAAAAUUGGAAGGAAUAUUUGAAAUCGCACAUUUUGGGUCAACUGAGAGUCAACAGUUCCAACACCUUCACCAAACCGCCAGAGGAUCCAACAAUGACCGAUUUCAAUAUCACCCAAAUUAUACCGCAACUUUUUAAUUCGACCACGUUGGACGAUGAUUUGAUUACUGAAAAAAUUAGAAGCUUUUAUCCUUCUUGCGAUCCUCCACCAAACCAAGAGCAAGACCAAUGGAAGGAUUCAGAAGAUAUCAUGAACUUAUUUUUCGAUUUCGAUUACACAGACAAUAGAAAUAGCAAUAUUGCCACAGCAACGUUACGUCUUUACAGACUUCCGCAAAACAGCAGCGCUAAAAUGGAAACAGUCGACGACUGUAAACCAUCGGACAGUAUAGAAGAAGAAAAAUUGUUGCGGGUAUCUGUUUACUGGUACACAAAGUUUCAGAAAAAACGUAGAGUUAAACGUCGUUUGUCCGAUAGUAAAGUGGUUCCAGAAACGUCUCGUUGGGUCGAAUUGAGUGUCAAACCAGCCACAAAAGCAUGGAAUAAAAUUGGUACUAGAAACUUAGGCCUCGGCAUUUUGGUCGAAGAUCAAGAAGGCAAAGCUCUGAGGGCGGACAAAUACUUCAAAGGAGCCUCAUGCACGGUUGGCGUUUCCACUCCCAAGCCAAUUCCAACCAUCGUCAGAGAUACUUCCACAAUACAAGCAGACGAACUUGACCGAAUUCAUAGCCUAUUUGGAAGAAAUUCAACGUCAACCGUUUAUAGUGACGUACUACUGCUACCAACCAUAGACAUAUGUUACCUAGAAUUCCCCGAGAACACCGACAUCACCCAUUUCGACAGCGCGCGCAUCAACGCUUGCAACCUGCGCAAAAUUCACGAGGAAAAUCAACGAUUGGCCGAAAGGGAACGCGUAGAACGAUUGGCCACGUGGCAUUUCGCUAGUAGUCCGCGACACAUCCGACACCAGCGUCAACACCGUCAAAGCAAAAUGAACGAUUUAAAAGUUGAAGAUUUGAACAUUGAUAACGGACGACAAAUGUCGGAAUUAGAACGGAAUCUGAGAAGUAGCAUAAGCAAUAAGCAAAUAGUUUUUACGAGAGAGGAGCUGGAAGAGUUUCAGAGGAAUAGAGGGUUGAAACGGUAAAAUUAUUUUCAAGUAGAGUAGUAGGUAGUUUUAAAAUAGUACGUUAUGUUUUUAAUUUGGAAGUUUAAGCCGAUGAAAUUUUAGUUAUUUAAAUUGACGAAUGCGUGUACCUCACUACUACAUGCCAAUAAUCCAAUAAGUCUUUUGUAAUAAGGAUAGAAUUAUAAACUUCUAAAUUUAUUUUUGUUUAGGAAAAAUAUGCUUGAUUUUAUUUUAUCAUACAAAACAAAGACUGUAUUAGAAAUAGAUUAGAAAGUAUUAAAGCAUCUAGUAUUAUAUUUUUAUCUGUUAUUAUUAGAAAAUGAAUGAAAUAUUCAGAUUUUAGAUACAUACAAAAAACGUCAUAGAUCAUUAAAAAUUCUUGCCUUUUUGAUACUUAUACCUACUUAUAUUGGAUCAUGGUGUUCUUUCUUGCCAGCAUAGAUUACCUCUAUCGACUAUUGACUAUUAAUAUCAGUUAAGAUACUAACUGUGAAAUUAAUUUAAUUUAAUAUAGUAGGUAUAUUGCCCAACUUUAGUUUUCAAUAAUAGAAUCUUUUAGACAUAUCUCAUACCUAUUGCACAAUACGGACAAGUUACGAAUUUGUUAUUUAUUUAAAUGUAAAUAUGUAAUUCGUCUAUAUUUUCGUGUAUAUAUACAAGUAUUAAUAGGAUUUUAAAACAUUAUAUUAUAUUUAUCUAGGAAACUAUAGACGCUUUUGGAAAAAACUAAAACUAGUAAAUUAUUGACUUGGAAAUAUAGUUUUCACAUUUAGAUUAUUUCUCCUUAAAAUGCUUAAAAUAGAUAUUUAACGAAAUAAUAUUGUUCUUAUAGGCAAUAUCUGUCGUUAUAUUUUAGGUCCAUAUUCUCGAUACCUAGAUAUUUUCAAUUCUAGUUAACUGUACUAGUAACUUAUAAAUUAAAUAUUUUAGAAUAUAACUAAUAGUUUUUACUAUUUUUAGCUAAGAAUUGUUUUAUCACCAUUUAAUUAAUCUAAACGAUAUUCACG
Messenger RNA from Ceutorhynchus assimilis (cabbage seed weevil), 2815 nucleotides. The record is from the annotation of a GenBank genome assembly. NCBI's taxonomy places the organism in Eukaryota, Metazoa, Arthropoda, Insecta, Coleoptera, Curculionidae.